Molecule: messenger RNA, 1125 nt
Organism: Cuscuta campestris
Lineage: Eukaryota; Viridiplantae; Streptophyta; Magnoliopsida; Solanales; Convolvulaceae
Source: the annotation of a GenBank genome assembly
CUUCCUCAGCCGUCAGAUUGAUUCACUCUUCUUAUCCAACGUCUCUCCUUCUUCUACGUAGAUCACGACCUUUAAAAUAAAAUAAUAAAUCAGCCCACUAAUUAAUACCCGACCCAACGAACCAAUUAUUUCAUUACAGACCCCUUCACCCAAACCUCCGCCAUGGCCGCCGCCGUGACGUCCUCAAUGAUCGGAUCUCGGAUCCCGGGUCGAGUCCAGUCCCGUUUCGGAUUCGGACUUGGACGCAAGAAAUCUCCUCCGAAGAAGGCAACCCCGAAGCCCAUCUCAAAUAGGCCCUUGUGGUAUCCGGGAGCUAAGUCGCCGGAAUACCUCGACGGAACCCUCGUCGGAGACUACGGAUUCGACCCCCUCGGGCUGGGAAAGCCCGCAGAAUACUUGCAGUUCGAGCUCGACUCGCUGGAUCAGAGUUUGUCUAAGAACCUCGCCGGAGAAGUCAUCGGAACGAGGACAGAGUUCUCCGACGUGAGGCCGACGCCGUUCCAGCCGUACAGCGAGGUCUUCGGGCUCCAGAGGUUCAGGGAGUGCGAGCUGAUCCAUGGAAGGUGGGCGAUGCUGGCUACCCUCGGCGCCUUGGCUGUCGAGUGCCUCACCGGAGUUACCUGGCAGGACGCCGGAAAGGUGGAGCUAAUCGACGGAUCGUCGUACCUCGGGCAACCGCUUCCGUUCUCAAUGACGACAUUGAUAUGGACGGAGGUUCUUGCCGUCGGGUUCAUUGAGUUCCAGAGGAACGCCGAACUCGACCCGGAGAUGAGGCUGUACCCGGGCGGGAAGUUCUUUGACCCGUUGGGCCUGGCUGCUGACCCGGAGAAGAAGUCCAGCCUUCAGCUCGCGGAGAUCAAGCAUGCCAGGCUUGCAAUGGUUGCCUUCUUGGGCUUUGCUAUCCAAGCUGCUGCUACGGGAAAAGGCCCACUCAACAACUGGGCUACCCAUUUGAGUGACCCACUUCACACUACCAUCUUUGACACCCUUGGGUUCUCUUGAUCUCAUCUUUCAUCUUGUAAUCCUAUGUUUCUGUCAUGUUAUUAUAUGUAUUCCUUAACUUGUUUUUAUGAUUAAUUUAUUACUCUCUACCUCCCUAUUUGAUAUUUCUGUUUGGAUUACAAU